AUGGGUUCAUGGGCAACCUUUGUCGUGUUGCUGAUCGUUGUUGCGACAAGCGCAGUGGAUGGCAGGGAUCUGCCGGCGCGGCGUCGCUUAACCCAGACCGGUGCCACAGCCGUCUUCAUCGAUGAGAUCCACUGGGACAACUUGGCGCUCGAUUUUGGCGAAGCCAUUGAGAUUUUUGGGCCCCUGGGGCUGAACGUCAGCGGCUAUGUGGUCACCCGCUACAGUGCUCUGGGCCAGGCAUGCGUCACCGUUGAUUGCGCUGCGAAAGGAGGUCAAUUCACACUCCCUACAGGCACCACCCUCCUCGAUCCCGCAAAUACUGGG
Messenger RNA from Klebsormidium nitens, 324 nucleotides. The record is from the annotation of a GenBank genome assembly. Lineage: Eukaryota; Viridiplantae; Streptophyta; Klebsormidiophyceae; Klebsormidiales; Klebsormidiaceae.